Peronospora matthiolae is the source of this 2610-nucleotide messenger RNA. The record is from the annotation of a GenBank genome assembly. NCBI's taxonomy places the organism in Eukaryota, Oomycota, Peronosporomycetes, Peronosporales, Peronosporaceae.
AUGGCUCCGCCAUCGGCUUCGCCAUCGUUGCUACCUCCCGCGAUCAACCUGGUAUCGCCGCCAUCGCCACCAGAAGAAGAAACUAGCAGUUCUGAUGGGCCGUCAUCGGCUCCGCCAUCGGCUUUGCCAUCGUUGCUACCUCCCGCGAUCAACCUGGUAUCGCCGCCAUCGCCACCAGAAGAAGAAACUAGCAGUCCUGAUGGGCGGCCAUCGGCUCCGCCAUCGGUUUUGCCAUCUGUGCUACCUCCCGUGGCCAACCUGUUAUUGCCGCCAUCGCCACCAAAAGAAGAACAAUCUGGUUCGGACAUGCCGCCAUCGGCUUUGCCAUCUGUGCUACCUCCCGUGACCGACCUGGUUUUGCCGUCACCAGUUUUGACACCUAAUGAAGAUUUGACGAAAGUGGAUGUCGCGCAUGACACGCCGUCGAACACCGCUGUGCCAACUGCUACAAGUAUACCGGUACCGGCGACGUCUGAGACAUUGCAGCCGAAGACUGAGACUACGUCGACAGAAAAUACAUUACCUGACACUAGAUCCACCGUCAAACCGUCGAUGGAGUCUCCGUCAACGGAGUCUUCCUCUACUCCGACCAAGAAACCAUCCUUGGAGAAGCCGUCCAAGACGAGUGACCCUAGCGUCUCGUCAGACCUGUCCACUAGCGAAAAUAUAGAGUCACCGGCUCCUGUGGCAGCGCCUCCGAGCGAUUCCGGUGACGCUGAUGGUACGCGCAAGACCGGGUUUGUGAUUAAGACGCCACCAGCGAUUAAGUCACCAAUUGCCAUAGAGACGAACCCGGAUUACGUGGAGGAGCAAAACGUAUCGGAGCAGGACGUAUCGGAGCAGGACGUAUUGGAGCAGAUUGAGCAAAUUCAGUCCGACGUGGUGAUGUAUGAUGAAUCUGCCAAGCCCCUUCCGAUCGAAAACGAUUCGUAUGACCCGUUCGCUAUCCCUGAUAUCAUUGCUUCGACUGAGGCGCCGGUUGUGCUGAACAUCGCGGGAGACAGGGGUAAGGGUGGUUUGGAUGACGUAAUGACUUACGUCCGCGGCAAGACGGCCCUUUCUGAUGAACCUGGUGCUGCGGGUACCAACGUGAUUGGAGGUCGUAACACAUACGUGGACACGGAUGACAACGAAGCACUGUCAGCGUCAGCUGCGGCCUUCCAUGAUUUCUUGCGCUACGCGUCCGUGGCAUUUGCAGGUAUCUCGGUGGCGUUGCUCCUGUUCUUCCACUUUGUUUCGCUUGAUGCCAACCUGUUGUGGGUGAAUGCUGCGUGGAGCCCGAAUACGUGGGAGUUCUUGUUCUACGUCGGCUACUUGCAGCAGAUGCAGGCUGCGUCGGAGCUAACGCUUCUCAAGUCUCCGUACUUUUUGUGGGACUACACGGAUUCAUUUGCGUGGAGCAAUUUCUUGAUUCAGGAUUCGUCCAGUGUCUCGACUGGGUCGCGUCGCCUAGAAACGAUUGUACUGGGUGGCCUUGUAUCGUACGCUGACCGUAUUGGUAUCUCGGAGGGGAGUAUUUUGACGCGGAGCGUCAUUGGAUUUGCCGUGAUUAUGGCCGUCCUCCUGGUCGUCUUCCUGGUGCUGGCUGUGAUGGCCAAGCGUAAGGCAGAGCGCGCACUGGAUGAGUCUUCGGACUUGAAUAACUACACGUCUGGUGUACACCGUCUCCGCAGCGUGUCCAUCCGUGCACUUGGACUGUGUGUGUUGGUUUGGUACUUUGCGCUCUUCCCGCUAAGCAUGCUAUCGUCGUUUGAGAUUUCGAUGCAGGUCCAGGCUUCCGCGGUUGCCAAUGCGCUGGUAGUGGCUAUUGUCGCCCUGGUACUGGUGUGUUUUGGUGUGCUGGCUGUUGCUGGGCGUGUGAUCAUGCACAAGACAAAGGACGAGCUGGAGCAGUUUGAGAACUUGGCCACGUGGGGUUCGCUCUACUGUGAGUACACUUACCACAGCCGGAUGUUUUUUGUGAUCGACGUGGUCGUGCAGAUCACGACCGGUAUCCUCGUAGGCACUUCAGCGGGCGACCCGACUCAGCUGAUUGUCGUCAUGGGUAUUCAAGCGCUGUACUUAGCAUGUGUCUUCAUUUUGUCACCGUUUGCGGAACAAAUGGUGCUUCGCGUUACUUACGCUCUGGGACUGCUCAAGAUCCUGAACUUUGGUCUGGCGUUUGCAUUCCUGAACUCGAACACCAUGUCGGCCGCAGUUCGGACGCACAUGGCUCACGCUUACGUUGGCAUCAACUCGAUUGUGAUCCUGCUCUGGUUUGUGCGCCAGCUCAUCGUUUUCAGUACAUACAUCCGCGCGUGGAUGGUACAUUCCAACAACGAGACUCGCCGCAGCGAGUCGGUGAUCAAGUACGAUCCGCAGACGGAUGCCGAGUCCGACUUGUGGACCAGCCAGUUCAACGGCGGUUUGAACGACAGCAGACUCAACAAUCACGGUGGGUUCAACCAGUCGGGUGCCACACUAUCGAUGCCUCCGGGCUCUUCGGUGAACCCUUCGUCGUCGUCGUCAACGUAUGACCUGAUGUCGACGCAGCAGUCGGUGGCACCGUCUUUCGGAUCGGACGCACAGUCGCAGCAGCAGAUGAUUCGCAAGUACGAGAUUGGUUUUUAG